AGUUUCAGUUGGGUACAAGAAACCAACUGUGAGAUUGGAAGACAAGAAAUUCUUCUGAGUUGUACUUGAAGCCGCCAAAAUGGUUCUAGCAGAUCUUGGAAGAAAAAUAACUUCAGCGCUACGCUCACUGAGCAAUGCUACAAUUAUCAAUGAAGAGGUUUUAAAUGCUAUGUUAAAAGAAGUAUGUACAGCAUUACUGGAAGCUGAUGUUAAUAUUAAACUUGUGAAGCAACUCAGAGAAAAUGUCAAGUCUGCAAUUGAUCUUGAAGAAAUGGCAUCUGGCCUUAACAAAAGAAAAAUGAUUCAGCAUGCUGUCUUUAAGGAACUUGUUAAGCUUGUAGAUCCUGGAGUCAAAGCAUGGACACCUACCAAAGGAAAACAGAAUAUUAUAAUGUUUGUUGGUUUGCAAGGAAGUGGUAAAACAACGACCUGUUCAAAGUUAGCAUACUUCUAUCAGAGGAAAGGUUGGAAGACGUGUUUAAUAUGCGCAGACACAUACAGAGCAGGUGCUUUUGACCAGUUAAAGCAGAAUGCCACAAAAGCAAGAAUUCCCUUUUACGGGAGUUAUACAGAAAUGGAUCCUGUAAUUAUUGCCUCAGAAGGUGUUGAGAAGUUUAAGAAUGAAAACUUUGAAAUAAUCAUUGUUGAUACAAGUGGACGUCACAAACAGGAAGACUCUUUGUUUGAAGAAAUGUUACAAGUUGCUAAUGCCAUACAACCAGAUAACAUUGUUUAUGUGAUGGAUGCUUCCAUUGGCCAAGCUUGUGAAGCUCAAGCUAAAGCUUUCAAAGAUAAAGUAGAUGUAGCUUCUGUUAUUGUUACUAAGCUUGAUGGACAUGCAAAAGGAGGUGGAGCUCUUAGUGCAGUUGCUGCCACAAAGAGUCCUAUUAUUUUUAUUGGAACUGGCGAACACAUAGAUGACUUUGAACCCUUUAAAACACAGCCUUUCAUCAGCAAACUUCUCGGUAUGGGUGAUAUUGAAGGAUUGAUAGAUAAAGUAAAUGAGUUAAAGUUGGAUGAUAAUGAAGCACUCAUAGAAAAGCUCAAACAUGGUCAAUUUACGUUAAGAGAUAUGUAUGAACAAUUCCAAAACAUCAUGAAAAUGGGACCAUUCAGUCAGAUCUUGGGUAUGAUCCCUGGUUUUGGAACUGACUUCAUGAGUAAAGGCAAUGAACAGGAAUCAAUGGCAAGGCUAAAGAAACUGAUGACUAUAAUGGACAGUAUGAAUGACCAAGAACUUGACAGUACAGAUGGUGCCAAAGUUUUCAGUAAGCAGCCAGGAAGAAUCCAAAGAGUAGCAAGAGGUUCAGGUGUUUCUACCAGAGAUGUUCAGGAGCUUUUGACCCAAUACACUAAGUUUGCACAGAUGGUGAAAAAGAUGGGAGGCAUCAAAGGGCUUUUCAAAGGUGGUGAUAUGUCAAAGAAUGUAAACCCAUCUCAGCUGGCCAAACUGAAUCAGCAGAUGGCAAAGAUGAUGGAUCCAAGAGUUCUUCAUCAUAUGGUGUGUGAUUUCCUUGGGGAAAAGAUUGCAUCUGUUCUGGGGAUAAGCACACCAAAAUACCAAUAUGCCAUUGAUGAGUAUUACAGAAUGAAGAGAGAGGAGGAAGAGGAGGAACAGGAAAACAAGAUGUCAGAAGAAGCAGAAAGACAGCAUCGGGAACAGCAGAACAAGCCACAAGCUGAAGCUCCUGUCCAGACAGACCAGCCUGAAGCAACAGCAUGCACUUCAUUCGUGAAUGUAAACUUUGAAAAUGAGGGAGAUUGCCAGUCCACUGGGGAAAAUAAACAAGAUGUAGUUCCCGUCCCUCCUUAAGUGUAAAGCUCUGUGUAAUGUAGGAAAUAGGAAGUGUCAGGUGUCACAAUCUGGCUAUAAGAAGCAGGAAAAAUAGGAUUAUACUUGUUCAGUGAAAUACAACUUCUAGAAUUCUUAUUGAUCAGGAGAGAGCUAGGCACUGUCUGUUCAGUCUGUCUGCCUAAUAAAGGCUGAGGCAUUCUGCCAAAUUGGCCCUUCAGUUAAAAUGAAAAUUGCACUACAAACAUUGGUCUAAAAUGGAAUGUGUGAGCUAAUUUCUGUGUAAAGCAAGUAAAAAUGUCUUUUCUUUGAAUUGCUGUGUCUCUAACACCUGUGGAUUACAGAUGCAGUGCUGUUUCCUACUUCUAAAUGCCUAUUUCUGAUUUGCACAUUGUUUGCAACUCAGCUCUCUAUGAAUAGAUUAAUAGGAAUCAAUAUCCUGUAACUCACAAGUCAUUAUAAUAGCGUCUGAUUUCCCCUAUUUAUUGUCACUGUUGUAUGCAUGGGGUUUUUUUCUGUUGUUGUUUAAAAC
Molecule: messenger RNA, 2324 nt
Organism: Haliaeetus leucocephalus (bald eagle)
Lineage: Eukaryota; Metazoa; Chordata; Aves; Accipitriformes; Accipitridae
Product: signal recognition particle 54 kDa protein
Exons: 17
Coding region: 80-1813 (577 amino acids)
Biological process (GO): SRP-dependent cotranslational protein targeting to membrane; SRP-dependent cotranslational protein targeting to membrane, translocation
Cellular component (GO): cytosol; signal recognition particle, endoplasmic reticulum targeting
Molecular function (GO): 7S RNA binding; endoplasmic reticulum signal sequence receptor activity; ATP hydrolysis activity
Source: RefSeq, a predicted model, not a curated record